UUAUGCCAAUUAAGCCACAAAAUAAAGAGAACUUUUCGGAAGUGGCCUACAAAUGAAAAGAGACCACAUGGCCCAGUUAAAUCGUCACAUACUGAUGCAACCCACCAUUCAGUUACCAUGGUGAUGAAGAAUCGAUUCCUUCUGCAGCCCCACCACCCGAAUCUUCUAUUCCAACCGAGAAAUCCAGGCUGAGCAGAUGUUCUGUAUGAAUUGUUUACAUACAAGUCUUAUUUAAAACCGGAACAUAAACUAUCCUUUAUUAACAUACCCGGUGCAUAAUUUUAGCUGCUCAUCGAAAGAAAUAUAAACUGUGAAGAUAUUUAACAGAUUACGAUAUGUAAACAUUAACUGAGGUGAAGAAUGAUGAAUUAUACGAACGGCUUUAGGAUAACUGUGUUAAAAUGAUUGAGUUAGGAGAUUCAUAGUUUUAAGUAUAACAAGAUAUGACAGAAUAUUCCAAUUACGUGCUCGUUUAUGAAGAUCCUGAUUACAGCAGAGAUGAGAAGGAAAAAGUUGAUAGUACUGACGCUAAAAAAGACAACUUACGACGCAGAUUUCUGGUGGGAUUGCGAAAAGAAGGACUAUUAGCAGAUGAAGAAAGAGUCGGAAAACACAUAUUUGUCCGAAUAUCGAGCUCCCUAGAUAGACUGUACAAAGAAGCAGAAGUUAUGAGACUGGAGUUACCACUCUUAGGGUUAGUUCUGAAUAAUCCUGAUGAAGAACAAGAAGCUGCUAUAGAAAUAAAAUUAAGAAAAAUGUAUGGAGGAAAGAAAACAGAGUCACAAGUUUCUGCUCCAUUUCAGAGAGAUUGCUUAGAAUUAUUCAGAAACAAUAAAACAGAUUCUGUUCUUUGGUCUUCGAUUAGAUGCUUAUUGGUACACAGUAUAUUGACUUCAAUAAAUAUAUCCAGGUACAAAGAAAAUGGGGAAUUGCCCGAUAAGAUAGGUCUGCAAUUUUUACUGAUGGUAGGAGCUUUCAAAGAUGCGUUUGCACUCCACGAUCCAUCAAUUUUAGAACCAAUUAGCCUUCAAGAGAUUCGAGGUCGUAUCCAAGAUCUUGAUGAAGGAACUGCGGAACUAGAUUUAAGGUACGAGCUUAGCAAGAAAUGGGGAAGACUUUGCGGGAGGCAACCCAUCCACGAAAUCAGAGAUUAUUUUGGAGAGAAGAUAGCAUUCUAUUUCGCCUGGGUCUCAACAUUUAUGACAUCUCUAUGGAUUCCAGCCAUACUUGGUCUCGCAGUCUUCAUCUAUGGAGUCUUCAAAAAAAUAGCCAGUACCGAAAAAUUAAAAGUUUCGCACAUUAUAGACAUAAUCAAAUCUUCCAGUGAUAACGAUCUCACGCCAUACUUUGCUGCCGUCAUUUGCCUUUGGGGAACAAUUUUCACUGAAGUAUGGAAGCGCAAGCAGAUAUCUCUUGCCAGACAGUGGUUUGUCGAUAACUUUGAUCAUGUUGAACCCGACAGACCACAAUUUUAUGGCACAACAACACAAGUGAAUCCAUUUACGAUGCAGUUAUUACAGAUAUAUCCUUUCUACAGAAGAUUAUUUAAGUACCUGUUUUCGAUAUCCAUACUUUUAGUUAUGGUAGUAUUAGUUUUUAUUAGCGUGACAUCUGUGAUUCUCUAUCGCGUUUACAUGACGAUCACCAUUUGCGAAGAUAAUGCAGCCUGUGAUCUCUUACAUGGAACCAUCAUAGCUACACUACUUAACACCAUUUCUAUUAUGAUUUUAGGAAAGAUUUACGAAUAUAUUGCUGUAAAAUUGACUGAAUGGGAGAAUCAUCAAACAUUGAGUUCACAUAACGAUGCCUUAAUUAUCAAGUUAUUCGCAUUCCAAUUUGCCAAUACAUACACUUCUCUUUUCUAUACAGCUUUCUUCAGACGCGAUCUUGGCAGCGGAACUGGAAUUAUGGGAUUGGAUAAGAAGUACACAGACAACUGCGGACAUAUAGAAAACGACAACUGUAUGUCUUUACUUUCGUUUCAACUGUUGGUUCUAAUGGUUGUAAAACCGUUACCAAAGUUUAUUAAUGACGUUGUUUUACCUUGGAUAAAGAAACUUCUUCGUCGUUGCCGCUUUAACGAAAUUGAUGACUUCAGAACAGAUGAAGGAGUAUCCAAACAGCAUUAUUUAUUAAGAGAAAUGCUAAAACCAUCAGCAGAAGACUUUCGCUUAGGAGAAUUCACUGAAAAGAUGAUACAGUACGGGUAUUUGGUGUUAUUUGCUGCUUCGUUUCCACUAGCGCCAGCUCUAGCUUUGAUGUUCAAUGUUAUUGACUUCAGAAUAGAUUCCAGACGCUUGCUAUGGUGGAAUAAGAGACCGACACCAUACAGAGAUAACGAUAUAGGUAUUUGGUUCAACCUCAUAGACUUCAUCAAUGUUUGCGGUGUCAUCAGUAAUUCAUUUUUAAUAGCUUUCAAUUCGGAAUUGGGACGAGAUAGAGACCUCUGGAUAAAAUUUGCCAUUAUUAUUGGAUUUGAACAUUUCAUCUUCAUCAUCAAGUUCCUAAUUUCUCUCAUCAUACCUGAUGUACCCACUUGGGUGAAAAAUUCCCAGCGUAAGGAACGCUACUUACUUUCAUAUUUAAUGUCAAAAUUAUCAUUGCUCACUGAAGGAAUCAGACCUGAUCCAAUUGACGAAUGUUCCACCAUGGACGGGAUAGAAGAUUUCCACAUUGAGGAAGAUGUCCUCCAAAAAUUGAAUUCGAAUGUUCCUAAUUCAAGGUGGAGUUAUUGAAGAUAUGUUUCAAUUCUUCAACUACUCUAUCAAUUCCCCUCUAAGAAAAUAAUACAGUUAUAAAAAUUACAAUGUGACGAGAAAAAACUUGAACUUAUAAUCCAAUUACUUAUUAAAAUAUCUCAACCAAAACUUACGUCUAUUUCUUUCUGUAACAUAAAUUCAAGUGAUCAUCUUUAUCCUAAUGAGGACCUUUAAACCUGCCACGAAAUUUUCUUCACACAAGGAUUUUUUUUAGAAAGUCUUAUGAAGUUUCGCACUAAUCUUUGUCUUUAAAAUAGUAAUGAUCUAAGAUAGACCUAACAGAGAAAUCUAUUGGUUUCAAAUCUAGUGGAUAAGGUGGUUAAUCGUGAGGUAUGAAAAAGUCAAGAAAAUUUACUCUGCACCAGUCUUGAGUAUCUUUAGCUUUGUCUGCUGAAGCUAUUGUAUGAUCAAUCUUUGGUUUACAAAGAACUUUUGUCACCAAAGAUCCAAAAUAUUGCGAAAAAUGUAUUGUGUUUCAAAUUUUGUUCAAGUUAUUUCUUGUCACUCAAUACGUUGUAUUAAUACAUCUAGUCAUUUUGUUAAAAAUGCGUCGUUGUAAAUAAUUUAAGAAAUGAUUUCAGGAGAAUCGAUUUGUUUUUAACAACAGACUGUAUUUAUUGAUUUCUCCAUUAAUUACUUUAAUUUAUAAAACUCCUUUACAAACAACAUUUAACGUUGAAAUUUAAACAAGAUGUUGCGAUUUAACACAAUGUUAAAAAAAAAUUAUCUUUUGACAAACUUUUUUGUUUAAGUCAAUAUUGUCUUUAACAAAAUUAGUUGGGUCUUUUAAAUUUUACUUCAUAGCUAACAUAAUAAAUGAAUUUACAUUGAUCAUUAUUGUAUUGAACCUCUUUUGGACUUACUGGUAACUUUUUGAAAAUAAUUGCAGGACUGUAAAUCAUACCUUAUUUCUAUCACUUUUACAAUUAUAUUUUCAACCUUUUUGAAACACGUUGUAUACAAGGUUCUCUUCCGAUAGAGGGAGACAUUCCGGUGGUUAAACUUUCUUGGCUAAGUCAAACAUAUUAAUUUACCAAUAAUAAUCGCUAUCUGAUAUUAUUAAUCAUUUGAUUAAUCAAGGGAUGUGAGUUCCAUUGCCUGGUAUACCCAACAUUGAUGUUUGUUUUUUUUUAAAGUUGAGUGCCACUGCCCGGGUUAAGGUUUGCCCGGAAUACAACCCAACAUUGAUAUUGUAAGGAUUGGUAUUGAAUUGUCAUUGAUAUUGAAUUGCCAUUGCCCCCGGUGCUCCAAAUACUGACUGUUGAGGUAAAAGGUCACCUUUGUGGUCUCGAAUUCGUUAAUCGCAAUUUUUUACGGCCCCUUUCAAUGGAAUAGAAUCCAAUCUGCAAAAGUAAAUCCUAUCAUAAGAUUCCCCACGUUUCGGAUUUUUUACCGGAAGAAGUUUACCCGUAAAAGUCCGAAAUGGAAUUAUAUUUCGGACCCUAACUAGGCCACGUAGGUAAAUCCUAGGUAUUACCGGUAAAACCUAAGUUUUACAAAACUUGGGGCCUUUACAGUAACAUAUAUAUUCCUUUACUAUAAGAUUGCAACACUUUGAAAUCACAUGCAUAUUAUUUCAAAAUGUGCCUGUCAUUUAAGUGUUAAAUAAUGAAUUAUUUCCCUUUUUUAACACAAAUUUUAUAUUAAACUAUAAAAUAAAAUUCUGUUGAAGUUCAAGAUUAAACAAAAAGUUUUCCCUCUUCCAAAGAAGAUAUUAAAAGUUUUCGAGCACCAGACUACAACCGGACACACUCUGUUCGUAACAAUGUAUUCGUUUGUCUAGUUCCGAAUCCUCCCACAUCUCAUAACAUACUUUUUUUCACACACCAUAACUUAAAUCGCAAAUUAUUCAAGAAUAAAUUAUUUUAUCGGGAAAAUAUUUUGCGGCAGAAGAAAUCUUUUUUAAAUACUAAGACUGUCUUAUAACAUAAUUUCAAAGUAUAAUUACUUAGCUUAAGUUUCCACACAUUUUUACAUCUGAAUGAUUUCGUACUUAAACAACAAAGUUUCAAAGUAACGUUCAAGUAAGAUCAUUUAUACAUCCUGAUAUUUUAAGUCCAGUCCCGUGUUAAUGAAGCUAGGCUAAAUAAUUAACGAAGGCAUAUUUUAGUAAAAGGACACCUGACAAGGAGUUAAGCUUAUUAAACAAUAUUUAGAAUUCUUCUGUUAUGUCAUGUCAUUAAAUGAUUGCCCUAUCUAAUAAGAAUCUCAUUUGAAAUACGUGUACACAAUGUAAUAAACAUUCGUAUGUGUUGCAUAAAGAAUCAUGCAUAAGAAGCGUUUUUAUUGCAUAAUGCCCAAUAAUUCACUUUUAUCUUCUAAUAUUUCCGUAUUUAUAUACAUAAUCUUGAAUGUUGAGUUGUAAAUUUGUUAUUAUCGAACUUGCCUAGAAUACAUUUUACUUGCAUAAUUCUGUCACUGCUCUGCUGGCUCCUUUUACUUUUUUGUUAUAGAGCAUUGAGUGACCAACCCUCAUUUAGUAAUUAUGAUAAGAUUUAGUAUAUAAAUACUUUGCAUAAAAGGUCUACAACAUUUUCUGUCAUGUGGGCCACAUCAAGGAAGUUAAAUCCCUAUGGCUACACACGUUAGAUAACAUAAUAUAGUCAAAGAAAUUUAUAAACAAGAGAGAUUAAUUUUAUCUACUUUUAGCCAAGGGUACUAAGUUUUAAUUUCUAAAAUUAUUGUAUUUGAAAAAAAAAAACUAGGGACAAGUUAUUUUAUCACUUUUGUUUUCAAUAUGUUCAAAUAAAGUAUUAUAAAACAGAUAAAAUAUGAUCUAACUCAAAUACUAUACUAAACGUAUCCACAAAAAUUACUUCAUACACCAAAAAAGUGUAGCAUAAAUGUUACAAAAAUUAUUUAGUACAUCAUAAAAGUGUAGCAAGAAUAUCAAAAAGUUACUUAGUACAACUUAAAAGGAAUGAAUACCAUUUCAGAUUUGAUGUGAGGUUCGAUAUUUGUGUUUAAUAAAAACAAAAUCGUGGAAAUAUUAAAAUUAGCAGUUGAUACUCUCUUGAAUAUACUCUCAAAGCACUUCUCAAAUAGUCUAACAUGUUCUUAUUUACAAUUUUAUGCUCUUUGAUCGAUUAAGUGCUAUUAUUUCGGCCCUAACAAUGUGGCUUACGAGACACAAGUUGAAGAUUCAGACUAGUAGAGGAUGCUCACGUUUCGAUAAAAUAUAAAAACAAACUUGACUAACUUGUAAAAUAUGUUGACUAAACAUUCUUUUUGGACAGUAAAAAUCAUAUAGUUUGAUAUAUAUCCUUAGCUAUCAUCUAUAACUGUAACCCAGUUGUUUUUGGUCACCCUGCAUUUCAGAAAAUACGAAACUCUGGAGCAAAUUUGCAUACUGCAUAUUUGUCAAAUAAAAUUCAUAUUUGUAUAACAAAAGUAAAGAUAACCUUUGUGCUGUUAAAAAAUACUUAACAAUACUUUCAUGCAAAGACAAAAAAUUUUUUGACAACUAUCUUUUUUGACAACUAUCAAGAGAGAAAACGCAUUCAAGUAUUCAUGUACAAAAAGUUUAUGUUAUUGGGAAGAGGCACAUGGAUCACCUUUGUUACAUUCAAUUUUAAUAUUUUUAUCGCGAUAAAAAAUUCCUUUCUGAAUAAUUCAUAUUCUUAAAAAAUUUAUUUCUCACAAAAUCUUCCAAGUUUAUACAUUUAGCACCUUUUCAAAUUUUGAACAGAGGUAUUUCUUAACAUUCAGAAUGGAAGAAAGGAUCCAGAAAUUAGAAAAGCUACUUUAAAUUUACAAGAAAUUAGUUAUGUUAUUAUUUACCAUUUAGAUUUCAUUAAAUAAAUUACUCAUUUUAAUGAAAUAUUUUUUUUUUUCAUUUAAAAAUUAUUUUUCAUUUGUUUAUUCAGACAUAAUAUAUAAACCUUUAAUCCAAGUUAAACCAAUUUAUGUAAAUUCUAUGCAGUACUCUCUCAUAAGUAUUUAUUUAGUUUGAAUGCUAUCAUUCGUUUAGUGUUAAUUGGUGAUCAAUUUUAUUUAUAUCAAAGCUGUAAAGUGAAAAAAGAAAUUUUAGUAAAUAGAUAUGAAUCACUAAAAGCUGCGUAAAAAUGUUAGGAAUCAUGUUUAAAUCUGUCCAAAAUUAAGGUUACAAACAUAAAAAGGCUUAAUGUAAGGAAUAUAUAUAUAUUCGGGCUCGAAAAAACUCAGAAAUUUUACCCGUCCUCCUUUGAAACUAACCCGUAG
Parasteatoda tepidariorum (common house spider) is the source of this 6959-nucleotide messenger RNA. RefSeq names its product anoctamin-7. Lineage: Eukaryota; Metazoa; Arthropoda; Arachnida; Araneae; Theridiidae. Gene Ontology annotation, biological process: chloride transmembrane transport. The record is from RefSeq and is a predicted model, not a curated record. Gene Ontology annotation, cellular component: plasma membrane. Gene Ontology annotation, molecular function: protein dimerization activity; chloride channel activity.